Molecule: messenger RNA, 1533 nt
Organism: Lachancea meyersii CBS 8951
Lineage: Eukaryota; Fungi; Ascomycota; Saccharomycetes; Saccharomycetales; Saccharomycetaceae
Source: the annotation of a GenBank genome assembly
AUGAGUAACCCACAACAAUCGUACACUAUUUGGUCUCCGCAAGACACAGUGAAAGACGUGGCCGACGCUCUUGGAAUUUCCAACGCCAGCGAGGAUGUCCUGAGAUCGCUUGCAAUGGACGUGGAAUACCGUAUCUUGGAGAUCGUGGAACAGGCUGUCAAGUUCAAAAGACACGCGAAAAGAGAGGUUCUGACCACGGAGGACAUCGCACGUGCGCUCAGAGUGCUGAACGUUGAGCCAUUGUACGGGUACCAGGACGGGUCGGCCAGAUCCAAGGACGUCUCGUUUUCGAGAAUCUCAACGCAGGGCGGCCAGUCUCUGUUUUUCUUGAACGACGAAGAAGUCGACUUCGACAAGCUCAUCAACGAGCCGUUGCCCCAGGUGCCCCGACUGCCCACCUUCACCACGCAUUGGCUCGCCAUAGAAGGGGUGCAACCCACGAUACCGCAGAACCCCAGUCUCAACGACGUUCGCAUGUCGCAGCCUCCAAUCGUGCGUGGUGCCAUUGUCACCACCGUCAAUGACACAAGUCUGCAAACGUCGGCUUCGGAAGAGAAGGAGUCGCAGCAUAUAUCUUCCAUCAAACCCGGACAGGCCAACGAGGUCAAGCCUCUGGUGAAACACGUUCUUUCCAAAGAACUCCAAAUCUACUUCGACAAAGUCGUCAGCGCACUCACCUCCAAGGAAGACGACGACAAAACGCAGCAUUUAAGAGCAGCCGCCCUCACUUCGCUGCGAUCAGAUACAGGUCUGCACCAGCUGGUUCCGUACUUCAUUCAGUUCAUCGCAGAACAAAUUACUCACAACCUUUCCGAUCUUGGGCUUCUCACCACAAUGCUCGAAAUGAUCUAUUCUCUUCUCAGUAACGAGCAUGUCUUCUUGGAUCCUUAUAUUCAUUCUCUAAUGCCCUCCAUAUUGACACUACUUUUGGCGAAAAAAUUGGGCGGGUCCCCACCACAGAAGUCUUUGAAAGAGCAGUCAGAUUCAUCAAAGCCAGAUUCGAAAAGUCCUUACGAGGAGUUCUUGGAUAAGACUAAUGCUUUGCGUGAUUUUGCCGCUUCGCUUCUUGACCACGUUUUGAAGAAGUUCCCACAAGUUUACAAAUCCUUGAAGCCACGGGUAAUGAGAACUCUGCUAAAGACCUUUCUCGACACCAACAGGUCCUUCGGCACUUACUAUGGUUGUAUAAGAGGUGUUGCAGUGCUGGGACCUGAGUCAGUGAGGUUCUUUAUGGGCAACCUACAAAGUUGGGCUAACCUAGUGUUCGAAGAACAUGCAGGAAAUGCUGCCAAGGAGACUGAAGCCAUAACGGGGAAAUUUACAGAGGUUGAGAGUCACUUACUGUGUGCCGUGGUUAUCGACGCGCUGAUUGUCUUGAAGUCUGACUUGCCAGCAGGUACAAAAUAUGAUGGUGACCUGACAGACGAAGAAAAGGACAAUUUGAAGAAGCGUUGUGGUUCCACGAUAACAUCUCAAAUAGUCGAACGGUCUGACGCCAAAGAGCUUGCAGCCGCUAUCUUUUUCGGCGAGUAA